Molecule: messenger RNA, 2085 nt
Organism: Penaeus vannamei (Pacific white shrimp)
Lineage: Eukaryota; Metazoa; Arthropoda; Malacostraca; Decapoda; Penaeidae
Source: RefSeq, a predicted model, not a curated record
AUGCUAGGCGCCGCGGGACAUGGCCCUGGAAGCCGCGAAGCCCUCCCGAGAAUGCAGGGUGCCACAGGGAGCUCGGACGCCCCACGCGCCAAGAAGGACCAAGAUCGCCGUGCUCGCCAAGGUCCUUACGAGCAACAGAGCGCUUCGCCAAAGUCUCCCAGGCACGCGAGCCAAAUUCCAGAGAGAGGGGCCAAGGGGAGCGUCCUGUUGGAGGCACUCCUGGGUCCGUCCGGGGUCACGUUCCUCGUAGACGGCACGGAGAAUGGCUCCAAGUACCUCUUUGCUCUUCUGAAAAUUCAGUGUCCUAAACAGGCGUAUCGUGUGAUCAAUAAAACCAUGCCAUGGGGAGCUGGGCGAGCCCGCCUUCACGCCGGCAUACACUACGUGAUCAUGAACGAGAGGUCAGGACAGGUCAUGCGGGCGACGACCUUCUUCACCUGGCAGCCAGAAGCCACGCGCCAACUGCAGGAUGUGGUCAGGAGCACGAGAAAUGGCAGAGUGAUCGUCAUUUUAGCCACACCCGAAUUCACGCAAUACCUAAGUCAAGAUAUACUGAAGGAAUUUAAGACCUUAGGCUCCCAUUUCUCCGACCGCUUUGUAGUGCAUGACACCUGGUGCAUGGUUGCGAGGAAGGGCAUGGGCGUGAUUCACGAGUCCCUCACGACAACGACUCCCCGCACUUACACCCGCGACUCGUCCCCGGUCAGACUCCAGCUUGUCUUGCCUCUGGUUCAAGGAGAGCAAUGCAGCUGGGACAACGACAAGGAUCGAGUGAGGUUUUGCGAAACCUAUGGAGGAUAUGGCAGUUUUUGCAGGUGCGAAGGGCCGCCGUGGACACCAGACCCUAGCAAGGGGCCAAAUUACCCGAUGGCCGAGAAAAUCCCCGUUGCCAUAGUAACAUCCCGGCGACUGCCCCUCGUGCUGAGACAGGUGGCUCAAUUAUGGGCGUCCCCCGGAGGCAGCUACACGCCCAUCCUCAUCAUCGUGGAUGGUCGGAGUCAAGAGGCUCGAGACCUGGGGCGCCUCCUCAACCUGACGGUGAUUGAGCACGACAAUCACGCUCCUACUGGCACUCCAGCGAGAAUCAACAGCAUAGUCAAGUUUGCUCUCAGGACGGUGUUCGAGCGUCACCCUUACGCCGACCACGCUAUCAUACUCGAGGAUGACCUUCAGCUGGCACCCGACUUCAUUCCCCUCUCCGUCGCCAACAGGUUCUUCCAUCAGGCAUCUCGCGCCCUCCGCUCUGACCCUCGCCUCCUCUUCGUCAACGCCUUCAAUUACAACUCCUACGCCCAUACCGCCCACGACCCACGCAAGCUCUAUCGCGGCCACGGUAUCCCUGGCUAUGGCUGGAUGACGUCACGAAAGGGGGCGGGGCUUAUGCUGGACAUCUGGGUGGGCGAGGAUCAGGGCGUAGCGUUGUGGGACUGGUGGAUCCGGAAGGAGCUACUAGGCGAACGGGACAUGCUCAUGCCCGAAGUCCCUCGCACGAGACACAUGGGCGCCGGAGGAGUCCACAUCUCGGGCUUCGAUCAGCUCCUCUUCAGCAGUCAGCCGAUGACCAACGGCACUCGCACGAUUCUUGAUGUGGACAGCGCCCUAACGCCCACUUACCAAGAGCACCUUCAGGAGGAGCUGGAUUCCGCGCUCGUGGUUGAGAUAAGGUCUCAUCCCUGCGAAGACAUACCGCUGCCUAUGCAUCAGACCAACAAGCGUUACGUCAUCUACAUAUACCAACCGACCCAGAGUGAUGUUUAUCAUUCGUACUUCGUCAUUGCCCAGUGUCUCGGCAUCAACGAACGCGACAUGCACGAAAGUUACAAGAUGCUGGUAACUUUCCCCUUCUGCGGCAACCAGGUCUACGUGGUGGCCUGUCCCAACUCUCCUUAUUGCCACCCUCGCCAUCCUUCCCAGGUCUACCACGCGACGGAAGAGGACGCCGACAUAGCGAGGGCGAAUCCUUUCAACAUGCCUCUCCUCCAGGUGUCCUACGGGAUUAGGACGCUCGCCAAGGAUCCCUGGGACGAGUUUACACUAAUGAACCGUGUUGUUGUUAACUAUACAAUAGGGAGUGAUGAUGGGUAG